UACACGAAGGUCUCGAUCGACAAGUAGAAGCCCUCGGGGAUGCGAUAGUCUCAAGCCGGCCUAAACAGUACCUGUCCCUGUCACAUACAAGUAAUGUCCGGUGUCGUCGCCGCUAUCUGACGAGCACUAACCAAGUGUGGCGGAAGUUUUCAAGCGUAGGCUAGUCCAUUGUCUUGGGACAAAUGAAGCCCAACUUGUCCGUCAAGUCAUAUUAAAUUAAAUACCUUGGUAACCAUACGCAUCCGUACUAUCUCCCCUAGUUUCCUUAACGAACCCUGAUUAACGUUGUGGCACUACCCCUGCCGGCCACCUUCGUUAAUGUGAUCCUGCAUCGACUUACAAAAUCCGACAGCUCGCCUAGCAUCGACGGAAAGACAAGAAAAGAAGAAAAAUUUAUCAAGUUUUGCGCGCGAUGUCGAAUAUAACAGAUAUCCAAGUAGCCUCCCUAGCGGCUGGCUUUUCUAUGGGAUUCGGCAUAUUAACAGUUUGGGAAGCCAUAAAGCAAACGCGCCGAAAUCGACAUCCUCUUCGAAGCACAUAUAUAUAUAUGCUCUGGGGGGAGAUUAUAGCAAAUGUAGUUAUCCUUAUCAUCGGCUAUCUUUGGAUCGAUGGACAUUUCGGAGACAGGCCGAGCGUACCACUCCUUUUUUUUAUACUGUUCUUCUGGGUGUUCGAAAUUCAGUUCCUUAUGCAAAUUAUCAUAAAUCGAAUCGCGGUUAUUGCGGAAUGUCAAGAUGAUAUACGAAAACUUAAAUAUGGAACUGCGAUUAUCAUCACAGCUAUUAAUAUCGCAGUUUUUUGUAUUUUUAUCCCGGCUCAUCUCGUCCCACCCGUAAGCCCAUUGUAUGUCGAAAUCAACAAGUAUUGGGAUAGAACAUCCAAGUGUCUCAUUUGUGUUGUUGACGCUCUUCUCAAUUAUUACUUCUCGCGAACGGUGAGGAAGCGCCUGGUCGAGCAGCAUGGAUUGGUCAAGUACGCUCCUCUGGCGAAAUUUAACGAUAAACUUAUGGUUGUCUCGAUUCUCAUGGAUAUCAUGCUCAUUUGCUUAAUGUCAUACCCUAACCCAAUUGUCUUUGUUCAAUUCCACCCUGUCACGUAUAUGGUGAAACUCAACAUUGAAAUGUCUAUGGCUACCUUGAUUACCAAAGUUGCCCGAGACGCCGGAUUAGGAGACGAGGAGACCAAUGACCACCACGACCCUUCUCUUUCAUACGCCAAUAACCGAAGCCAAGUCGGACGAUCCAAUAUCCAUCACAGUCACAAUGACGCCGUGGCGCUGGAGACAUACCACACAACAACCAUAGGAUACGGAGGCAGAGGAUCAGAAGAAGACUUCGAGGCCUUGAAAAACGUGAACGGAAUUCAUAAAAGAGUCGACGUGCGCGUCGAGAGCACAACGAAUUCGGAGACGGCCUCUAAUGAAAUAGAUAAGGCAAGAGGAAGAUCCUUCGACAGAGUGGAGGAUGAGCUCUCAUUGACCAAUAACCCUGGACAUCCAAGAGGCGGUUCCUUAUAGAUAGACUUGCUCGCGCAGUCAUUUUUGUAUUAGUCGGCUUGUAUGCUCUUUGGGUUUCAGCUUGCUUAUUCCACAUUCUUAGGUCACAGGGAGAAACGAUGGUAACUUGAUGUAGAGCUUAUUUGCUAAUGAUAAGUUUGGUAAAGGGGAUGAUACACAUGAAACGGAUAGCGUCCGGCUCUAGUUUUUGUUUUUCUUUCUUUCUUUCUUCUUCAUAUAUGUCUCAAGAGUAAUAGCGCAGAC
Molecule: messenger RNA, 1759 nt
Organism: Daldinia caldariorum
Lineage: Eukaryota; Fungi; Ascomycota; Sordariomycetes; Xylariales; Hypoxylaceae
Exons: 5
Coding region: 413-1516 (367 amino acids)
Source: RefSeq, a predicted model, not a curated record